AUGUCGCAGCUGCUUAAGCUUAGUAAGCUCGCGCCACGCUUUUGCCGUUUGAUGCACAAGACGCGUCUAUUAUCGCUUAGCGCAUUGCAGCUCCAGAAUCUUAAGGAUGAACCGACGCCGCAACGAGUUGAAGUCUUGUCUGUUCCGGAAAACUUAAGCCAAACGCAACGCAACUUAUUGGAAUUUGUUACCGCCGAGAUUAUUGAGGAGCGUCGUGUGCAGCUGCAGCUCGAACAGCCAUAUGUCAUUGAUGGCUUUACCGGCCAUUUCUCCGGGUCAAAGGUGGAGCUAGUGCGUGAAACACCACAAGAGCGCAUUAAUAUUUUCUUUAAUGUGAGCAAAAGUGUGCCACGUCGAUGCGAUGAGUCCGGUGACCUGAGUCCAGUGCGCAGCGUGCCCAAAUUUGAGGUGUUAAUUCGCCGCAAUGAUUUGCUGCUCUCCAUAUUCUGUGUCUAUAAGCCAGCCGCCUUUGGUGAAACGGAUGGAGAAGGGGAUGCUGACGACGUUGUCUUUGAGAUACAGGACUUAUCGCUCUAUAAGAAUGGCUGGAAUGAUAGCUGCUUUACCAUUGAUGCCUCUUUGAUUGAUGAUAACUUGCAGAGCAUGUUAUUGCAUGUGCUGGAGGAGAAGGGUAUUACCCAGGAGUUUGCCAGAAGACUCUCUGAUAUGGCCACAGCGCAUGAGCAUGCCUUGUAUAUAGAAUUCUUAGAGAAUUUAUCGAAGUUCACCGUGGGCUUGCCACCGCCUCUCAAAGCGGACAAUUAA
Drosophila busckii is the source of this 765-nucleotide messenger RNA. RefSeq names its product conserved regulator of innate immunity protein 3. Gene Ontology annotation, biological process: cytosolic ribosome assembly. Gene Ontology annotation, cellular component: mitochondrial matrix. The transcript has a single exon. Bases 1 to 765 code for a protein of 254 amino acids. The record is from RefSeq and is a predicted model, not a curated record. Lineage: Eukaryota; Metazoa; Arthropoda; Insecta; Diptera; Drosophilidae.